CAUUGAUGACGAGACAAGCAUUCAUUGCUCCCACCUCCACCAGGUUCCAAUUUGCCACAUUUUCCGUUGGUUUUCGGCACAGACAGCAUGGCGGACGCAGUGGUGGCAGAUGGGGAGCACGUUGUGGUGGAGCUGCUGGCACAGCCAGAGUUCAUCAAGGUCGUGCGUGUCUCAGGAACAAAGAAAGAGCGCCUUGGAAAGGUGACGUUCUCGUUGCAAGGUGCCAUCGGGCGGCCAUUCGGGGCUGUGUACGAAGUUGAUCGCGGUCGCCUCAUCCCAAAGCACGCCAGUGGCGAGGACACCAUCGAUGCACUGGUCGAAGAAGGCAACCUUGAGAAGGGCGCAGACAACCGCCACUUGAGGGACGACCGCGGCCACCAGGGCAUGUCGUCCACCCAAAUCUACGAUCUGAAGCAGCAAGGCGCAAAGCGAGAACAUGUGAUCAAGCAAAUUGUGGAGAGCAGCAAGACCUUCAAGUCCAAAACCGAGUACUCGCAGGCGAAGUAUCUUGCCCGCAAGAAGCGCCAGCACUUGACAGACGUGCGUGUGCUGAAACCAACGCUGCCAACUCUGUGGCGCGUGUACAGCCAGAAGGCGCCGCAGAAGAUCUGCUUCAUGCGCAACGAUGCCCUGGCCAUGCUCCUCCUCCGCGCGAAUGUUCGCGCUGGGGGGCGGUUCCUCGUCAUGGACACGUGCAACGGCCUUGUUGCUGCUGCCAUGGCUCAGAGGGUCGCAGCCGUGGAAGAACCCAAAACGUUGAAUCUUCUCCAGUUCCUUGGACAUUAA
This is a messenger RNA of Salpingoeca rosetta, 786 nucleotides long. RefSeq lists its product as uncharacterized. Gene Ontology annotation, cellular component: nucleus; tRNA (m1A) methyltransferase complex. The transcript has 7 exons. Bases 88 to 786 code for a protein of 232 amino acids. Lineage: Eukaryota; Choanoflagellata; Craspedida; Salpingoecidae. The record is from RefSeq and is a predicted model, not a curated record. Gene Ontology annotation, biological process: tRNA methylation.